AUGUUGCAACCAAACAUCAAGGAAGACUUUUUUGACUCUGAUUUGGAUGAUCCGUUCUUCUCGGAACAAGCCAAGGAAAAGUAUUUAAAUAACAGCAACACUUCUGAUCAAAAUACCAAUGAUCAAAUUAAUAUAUCAACACAGAUGGAACCUGUUCAAUGGUCAAUCCCAGAUUCCGAAUCGGGAGCGUAUUUAAAUACAUUGGAAGCUCGAUUGCAACAGUUAAAGAACGGUAGAACAUUCGGAAAGAGUAGAUUCUUUGGACACUCAUUGAAUCCCUCGUCAUUGAGUAAAAAGUCGGGAAACCGGGUCAUUGGUGCAACCAAUAACAUGGCGUUAAGCGAAAGUAGUAACUGCAAAUGCAAUGAAGUUUUUGGGGAAGAGGAUGAAGAGCAAAAUCAGGACAACAGUGAAGUAGUUGGAGGAAAGCCUUUAUUGGCCAAUUCUGAAGGAGGCUAUUUAGAGGACGCUCUCAUCGAAAGUUACGAAGGAGAGCAAGAAUUUGUGGAUUUACAGUUACAGGAAAUGGAGCAUGCAGAAUGGACAAUUGAAUACUCGGUCAAUGAGGAAAAUUCUCAAGGCCUUAGCAAUAAUACGAAAAGAUUUUAUGAUUUAACUACAGGAGAGUUGAUUUUGGGCGACAACUCGACUGAAAAAGGAGAGGUGCAAGAAUUGCAAAAUAACGAAGAGAGUGACGAAGAGGAGGAAGUUGAAGAAGAUGGGGAGGACGAUAUUUAUGACGCCAUGGAAGGAAUGGAGUUGAAAGACGAAGACGAACUUAACGACGAAGAAGAUGACCAUUUUAUCACAUCAUCAGCAGAAAACUCCUUUUCCAGCUCACAAACACCGAAAAGUAAGACGCCUUUACAAAACGAAGAUGACUGGGAGGCUGACUUUCCUGAAGAAAAUUAA
Molecule: messenger RNA, 912 nt
Organism: Naegleria lovaniensis
Lineage: Eukaryota; Heterolobosea; Eutetramitea; Acrasida; Naegleriidae
Exons: 1
Coding region: 1-912 (303 amino acids)
Source: RefSeq, a predicted model, not a curated record